Messenger RNA from Osmia bicornis bicornis, 1445 nucleotides. RefSeq names its product sperm-associated antigen 7 homolog. Gene Ontology annotation, molecular function: nucleic acid binding. The transcript is spliced from 5 exons. The record is from RefSeq and is a predicted model, not a curated record. NCBI's taxonomy places the organism in Eukaryota, Metazoa, Arthropoda, Insecta, Hymenoptera, Megachilidae. Bases 545 to 1243 code for a protein of 232 amino acids.
UUUAUCGACAUUGGAGAAUUUGGAGAGGAAUGAAUAGUUACAAAAGUAAUUCUAAUUUGUUUAAAAUGACAAAUGAACAAUAAACGUAGUUAUAAAAAGGUGGCGGUGAGAAUAAUCUUCCUUAUCGACAACGGCCGCCACAUUUUGGAAAACCAAUCGAUAAGUUGUUGAGUAGUUUCUGCCGACUUUGUAUAGAUGGCGAUACGGUCGCAUUUGGCCCCCUCUCUCCUCUGGCGGGAGAUUUAAUUUCACAAUCAAAUUAUAAUCAACGUAUUAAUUUGUGAACCAAUUGGAAAAUAUAAGAUUAAGCAUUUUUACGUAGCGAUUUUAUUGAACAUUGAACAUUAAUUCUAAUAAGCUGCUUGUAGUGCGAAGGCAUAAAUUCAAGAUCCCUCGAAAACAAAGGGAUGUCUAGUCUUGUUGGACCUGUAGUCAUUGGUAUAAACGUAAUAGCUGUCACAGGCUUCUGUAAGGUUCUUGUGUCUUGCACAUAAAUUACAGAAAUAUAAAAACAAUUUGACCAAGAACAUUGUCAGCUAAAAUCAUGGAUUUGCUAGGAUCUAUCUUAAACUCAAUGGACAAGCCUCCCACAGUCAGUGACAAGCAAAAGACACUUAUGAAAAAGCAGAAAGAGGAGUAUCAGAAGUAUCAAAGGGCAGAAGCAGAUAGAUUAAAAUCUUUUCGAGGAAAGGUAGAAGACAAAAUUAACAAAUUCCUUCAAGAUGACAAUGCUAAAGAAUAUAAAUUCCCUCCAAUGGACCAAAUCCAUAGAAGUAUAAUACACGACGUCGCCGAAGUGGCGAAUGUAUGGGCAUAUUCCUUCGGAGAGGAAGGCAUCGAUCGUCACAUCGUGAUUUUUAAGAGAGAACAUGCUCCGUCCGAGGAUCAACUGAACGUGUUACGUCGAGGAGAGGAAUGGAACGAAGAGGUAGCGAAUAAAUUAGUAGAAGAAAGGGAAAGAAGAGCCAAAGAAGAGAUAGAAAUCGCGAAAUCUAAAAAGCGAAAAGAUAAUUUCACCCCAAACAGUUAUUAUAAGGAUAAAUACCAACACCUGAUUGGAAAAGAAGCUGCCUUAGAAGCGGCUAGAAAAACAGAAGCUAACAGCAGUUACGGAUGCGUUCCUAGUGAAAACAAAAAAGAUCAACGAAGUAUAGAGCAAACGUUAGCGGACAUACGUGCUAAGAAAAGAAAAUUAGAAGAAACCAAAGAUUCCGAGUGUAAAGAUAAGAUUAUAAAACAAUAAGAUAUUGUGAAAUUUAAUCAAUGUUCCGAUAGUCGUUUCCUUUUUGAAUUGUAAAUAUUUUCCACUAGGUUUGCUAAAAUGUAAAGGGAAUACCAUUUGUUCGUCAUUUCUUGAUUGUAAUCUUUGCUUGUUCAACGCUAGUAUUAUUUUCUGUACCUGUGAUAAAAAACGAAAAAGAAUUUUCUUCUUGUGAAAUUCAGUA